AUGAACAGAAUGGGGGGGAUAAAGACCAGUGCUUCCAUGGAAGGCUCUAAGGGAAGGCUCACAUGCAAAGGCCUGGGAGAGCACCUCAAAGAGCAGAGAGUCAAGGUUUACAUCAUCAGAAGAUGUAUUGUCAUGCUUCUCUGCUGGCAUGAUUGA
Diospyros lotus (date-plum) is the source of this 156-nucleotide messenger RNA. Its product is annotated as small polypeptide DEVIL 4-like. Gene Ontology annotation, biological process: negative regulation of cell population proliferation. The record is from RefSeq and is a predicted model, not a curated record. Bases 1 to 156 code for a protein of 51 amino acids. The transcript has a single exon. Lineage: Eukaryota; Viridiplantae; Streptophyta; Magnoliopsida; Ericales; Ebenaceae.